Plutella xylostella (diamondback moth) is the source of this 5117-nucleotide messenger RNA. NCBI's taxonomy places the organism in Eukaryota, Metazoa, Arthropoda, Insecta, Lepidoptera, Plutellidae. The record is from RefSeq and is a predicted model, not a curated record.
GGCUGCAGUACCGACGAGCUCUCGGCGGCGACAGGUGCCGCGCGGUCCCUCGCCUGGCUCAAGUUUCCCGCGACGCGAAACACCUCCUUUUGUUUGCAACACUUGUACUAUCACAACUCAGCCAUGUGAGUUUCUACGAUCGGAACUACACUCAAAGUUCUGAAGAAAAUGUGAACUUGUUAAAGUGCUGUGAAGUGUUUCGAGAUUUGGGAAUACCGGCUCCAAGUCUUGUACAAUUUAAGUGCAAUAUUUCUGUAUAAAACUUCGCUGACGAUGAGCUGCAUGUGUGUGGAGUGAAACUGCUGGAGUUUGUCUCCGCUACAGUUAACUUUGUGUGUGUGUGUGUGUGUGGGCGCCAUGUUGGACUGCCUGUGUCCGUCGCCGCGCACGCUGGCGUGCCGCGUCGUGCUGCUGGACGACCGGGAGCUCAUGCACGAGAUACAGGACAACAACACAGGCCAGGCUCUGCUGGACGUGGUUUACAGACAUUUGGAUCUGCUCGAAACCGCAUACUUCGGCUUACGCUACCUCGACCAGGAUAACCAAACUCACUGGCUGGACUGCGGCAAGCGGCUGCGGCGACAGCUGCGCGGCUCCGACCCGCACACCUUCUACUUCGGGGUCAAGUUCUACGCCGCCGACCCCUGCAAGCUGCUCGAGGAGAUCACACGGUACCAGGUGUUCCUGCAGCUGAAGCAGGACGUGCUGCGCGGGCGGCUCCCCGUGUCCUUCGACCUGGCCGCCGAGCUCGCCGCCUACGUGCUGCAGUCGGAGCUGGGUGACUACGACGGGCGGCGGCACUUGUCGGGCUACGUGGCGGAGUUCCGCCUGCUGGCGCACCAGACGCCCGAGCUGGAGGCGCGCGCCGCCGACAUACACCGCACGCUCACGGGAGUCUCGCCCGCGCAGGCGGAACUAAGCUACCUCGAUAAAGUGAAAUGGCUGGAUAUGUACGGCGUGGAUUUGCAUCCAGUUUUGGGUGAAGAUAGCGUGGAGUACUUCCUGGGGCUGGCGCCGAGCGGGCUGCUGCUGCUGCGCGGGAAGCACACCGUCGCCAACUACUACUGGCCCCGGGUCAACAAGCUCUACUACAAAGGGAGAUAUUUCAUGCUGCGAGUGGCUGAUAAAAACAACGACGCGUCUACGUAUGGGUUCGAGUGUCCGACGCGGGCCGCGUGCCGGCACCUGUGGCGCUGCUGCUCCGACCACCACGCCUUCUUCCGCCUGCAGCAGACCGCGCCCGCCGCCGCCGACCUGUUCGCGCUCGGCACCCGCUUGAGGAAUAGCGUGAGGGGCCGCGCGCGCCCCCCGCCCGCCUUCACCCGCGCGCCCUCGCGACGCAACGCGCGCCCGCCGCACGCCUCACACACUUCUCUACACGACGUACCAAAAUUAGAAGACUUGAGAAUAAAAGACUGUCCUGAAGUUAAGCAACCUACCUCAGUUCAUAGGCCGAAUUCAGUGAUAAGCGAAGGCGUGGGCGCCCCAACUCCGGGCCCGGGCGGCUCGCCUCGCUCCACGCGCUCGGCGCCCAUCCGCCGCGGGCUCUACUCCGCGUCGCCCACCGCCACCAGGCCCCCGCCCGCCCCGAGACACAGAUCCGCGUCUGUGGACUCACAGAGCUCCAAUGACUCCAGAUCUACCAGGAAACACAAGCACCGCUCUCGGAAGCAGCAGUCGGAUGCGGAGAGCGAGUUGUCCCGCGGGUCGGGGCGCUCCGGCCGGCGCCGCCGCCACCGCUCCAAGCACAAGCACGAGUCUGGCUCCGAGAGGGACGACUCGCAGCCUGACAACAACCCUCGUCAUUCCAGAGAGUACGAACUAGUAGACUCCGAGUCACAGUGGAAGGAAGUGCUGAGACAACAGACCAAUUCUGGAAGUGGUGUUCAGGUUGCAAGCGUUCGGCGAUCCCAAAUAGACGCUGAAAAUAAUGGAACAGGAACACACAGGUCAUCCUCACAUAGGCACCGGAGACACAAAAAGCACAGAUCAAGGUCAGGGUCACCAAACGAGAAGAAGUGGCUGCCGACGGAGCUGAAGCAGCACUUGGAGUACUCCCUGGUGGACACGACGGGCAUGACCGAGGAGCAGCUGAAGGAGAUCCCCUACACCGUGGUGCAGACCAGCCACGCGCGCCAGACCAAGCUCAAGACCUCCUCGAGGCACAAGCAGUCAGAACAUGGGUCAUUAGCGAGAAGGGAUAAAAGCCGGGAUACAUCCUAUAAGAAUGGCCAUGACAUUAUCCUCCAAGGAUCUCUCAGGUCGACUUCCAGUACGCAUAGCACGCAUAAAACGGGUGGAGAACGACAUGGAAGGCGCAUAUACCCAAGCUAUGACGAAACAAUCGGGAGAGCUGGCGACGACUUUUUGACCAACAUCGGGUACAAGGGAAAUGUGACGCCGACCUGCAACAACAACAACCCCUACAGUCCGGUCACUAACAGCAACAGCAACAGUUCCAGCGGAGAGCUCAUCUCGGGGAGUGCUCGAGUCUCGCAUGAACACACCGACUCCGGGUUGGGAGCUGAUCAGGAUUAUGCUUAUUCUUCGGAGAGGUCGAGCGACAGCGCGAAGUGCGGCGGCGGCGGCGGCGGCAGCGCGGCGCUGGCUGUGAGUAGGCAGUGGCUGGGGGCGGGGCGCGCGGAGUCCCCGGGGGUGCUGGCGCGGCGCCCCCCGGCGGUGCCGGCGCGCCCCCGCGCGGUGACCGGCUCGCAGCGCAGCUUGCUGUCCGUGGCCAGCGAGGGCCGCGCCAGCUCCCGCCGCCCCCGAGACCCCCUCCCGAGACACUACCCUCACCCGAACGUCGACAGCUUUUCCCUUUUCAGACAUGCUAGCAACAACAACAUAGUGGGCGCGGAGAGCGGCUCGCUCGCGCGGCGGCACGCGCGCCCGUCGCGCGACCACAACGCGAACGUGUCGCGCGCGCGCCUGCACGCCGCGCAACACGCCGCGCAACGACACGACAACACGCUCAACAUUAUCCUAAAACCGCUCAUUGAGAGCACGCAGUGAGUAGCCAACAGACGGUCGGCGGUUUGUGUUGCAACGUAGCGGAAUGACUUAGCUGCACGCGCACUGGUUUGUUAUGUUCUCGUGUUUUGUUGUUUGUGUAUGUGCAUGAUGGGUUUGGUUCGAUUUGGUUUGGUGUAGAAAUGUAGAAUAACAACUGUUGACUAACAUUUUAUUUACUUAUUUAUAUAUUUUUUUAUUUUUAAAUUACUGUGUCUGUGUUGUGUUUACUGCACUUAUUAAUUUAUUAUACUUACGUUUUGUUUGUCUCUCACCAAUAGAUCCUGCACCGAGUAUCUAUUCCUCGAAAUUCCUAUUACUUGUCGACUUGUUGCUUUUGUUCUGGUUUUAACUGGCAAAUUUGGUAACCACAGGUUACAGAUGAACUGAAUCAGUCGCAGGCAGACGACGCGCCCCCCGGCCCGCCCCCGCCCCCGCCCGCGCCCGCCGCCAAGCCCCCAGGGACCGGGGAAAUGAGCACUAAACUGUGAACACUGGCUGCGACGAUCAUGACAUUCAUGACCGCUAUUUCUAUAGGUCAAAACCACCUUCAGUUGACCAGACACAACACUAUGGUUUUUUUUCAGUGCGUGUUACAUUGCAUGUUACGCUACAGCAGUGUGUAUUCUGCCUUUACAGGCAUGACAUUGGAAAGCUAUCAAACUGUAUACAAGUAUGUACACUGUCCCAAAAGUCAACGUUAGCCCUUGGAGAGUUGAUAGUGCAGGAAUUUUUUACCCGACUGCCGAAGGAGGAGGGUACUGUUUUUCGACUAUUAUCUAUACAGUUUGACUAAAAUAACUUACGUUAUUGAGUCUUGUACUUGGCAUUUUUUGCAAACUAUUGAGUUUUUACUAUGGUCAUAUUGCACCUAUCAACCCCAAAGGUCUAACAUUGACUUUUGGUACAAAAUCCUGUAUUUUAUAACCUCUCAGUUUUAUUUGACUGCAUUUUGGACACCGUGUUGGUGUUAUACGUACUACGAGUAUACAUAAUAGCCUAGUAUAAUUUUAUUAUAGGUAGAUAUAGUAGAUUUUUAAAACCUAAUGUAAGUCUUUGCAUUUUAAUAAACUAAUAAGAAUUUUUUGUUACGUUCUGGUGCAAUCCGAGUCAUUACUCAUUAGAGUCGUAAGGUACCUACUUUGUCUAUAGAAUAAAGGGUGGCUUGGCCCGCCAUUAUUAAAUAAGAUUCAUCAUCAUCAUAAUUAUUCCAUACCUAUAAAAUAUAAAUUUAAAAUAUUAUAAUUAAAAAUCCGCUAGCUUUUAAUAAUUCAGUGUUUAUUUUUGUUUUUUGUUAAUUUGUAAAAAAAGAUAAAUUUUAAGUAUAUUUUUGGAGUUUUGUAAAUAUGUAGUUGAAAAGGUUGGUAGGUACUUCUAUACUAAUUAUAUAAGUGUAAAAAAGCUAACUUGAAGAAGUAAGUAAUUAAAUCGAUGAAGUAUAGUUUAAUCGAUUGAAUUAUAGUUUAGACUAUAGGUCGUUUUAUAGUAAUGUGAUUGAGUGACUACCUACUAUAAUUUUGUACAAGUAAUAAGUUACUAUUUUAUUUACAACAUUACACCCAGACAUAAAUACUUUUUGUGCCAAAGAGAGAUUUUACCCAUAAUGUUCAUGAAUGCGUUUUUAGAUUAUUUAUUUUCAACACCGAAGUGUGCGUGGGUAUAUAUUUUAUUAUAUAAAUAAAAAUAAUAGGUAAAUAGGUAUGACCUGGUCUUACCUAGGUAUGUUAAAACAUUCAUUUACCGCACUAAGGUUUCAUAAAAUAGAUAUAAAAUACGUAAUUUUAUCCCAAUAUAAGUGUUGUAUAAUGUCUUAAGUCAAAGUAAUGUUAAUUAACAAUAAUAUUAUAUCAAUAUAGCAUAUUCGAUCCAAUAAAUAACAAUUGUAGUUUGUAUUGGUGCUCUUGCCGAGACAAGUGAUUCAAGACUCACUAGGAGUCAAAUAUUUUGAGAGGAUAAAACUAACCAAUCUCAUACGGUAUAUUUUUGGCAAGACUGACUAUGUUGUAAUAUUAAUACUCAAAAAAGUCUCCAUCAAUUAACUGCCAGCAAUUUUGUAUGGAUUUUUCGACGGUAUAUUUCCAUUGUUCCAAUAAAAUGACUCUUUUGUA